GCUGGCUGCGCUCCGCGGGGCUGCGCCCGCCCCCGGUACUGCGCGGAGCCCGCUUUGUGCCGGCAGCCGCGGCGAGGACGGCCCGCAAGUCGCACCAAAGCCUACGGUGUCAACUCCUUGAAAAAUUCAUGCAUCCUGAAGUUACGCAGUUCGACUUGUUUUACAUGUGAGUGACACCUAGCUAGUGGUAUGGCCCUGGAUUUCCACUGAUUCAUCAGUUUAUUGGCAAAUACCAUGUCUCAUUUGGCACAGGAACUUCUGUCUGGGCAGGGCAGCCAUGGAAGAGUUAAUAGUUGAGCUGCGCCUGUUUCUUGAACUUCUGGACCAUGAAUAUCUAACUUCGACUGUCAGGGAGAAGAAGGCAGUAAUAACUAACAUUCUCCUGAGGAUACAGUCAUCAAAAGGUUUUGAAAUAAAAGAACAUGUGCAGAAACCAGAAGUUGCCAACAGUUUGCCAGCACCUCCUCAAAUGCCUCUGCCAGAAAUACCUCAGCAGUGGCUGCCACCAGAUAAUGGGCCUCCACCAUUACCAACAUCUUCCCUUCCUGAAGGCUAUUAUGAAGAGGCAGUGCCACUUAGUCCUGGGAAGGCUCCUGAGUACAUCACUUCCAAUUAUGACUCGGAUGCCAUGAGCAGCUCUUACGAAUCCUAUGAUGAAGAGGAAGAGGAUGGAAAGGGGAAGAAAAUGAGACAUCAGUGGCCUUCUGAGGAGGCCUCUAUGGAUCUGGUGAAGGAUGCCAAAAUCUGUGCCUUCCUGCUUAGAAAGAAACGAUUUGGGCAAUGGACCAAACUACUGUGUGUUAUCAAAGAAAACAAACUACUGUGUUACAAAAGUUCCAAGGACCAGCAGCCCCAGAUGGAGCUGCUCCUGAAUGACUGCAGCAUCACGUACAUCCCCAAAGACAGCAAAAAGAAGAAGCACGAGCUGAAAAUCUCGCACCAAGGAGCAGAUGCACUGGUUCUGGCAGUACAGAGCAAAGAGCAGGCGGAACAGUGGCUAAAGGUUAUAAAAGAUGUGUGCAGCAACUGUACAGGCACUGUAGACUCCGAUGGGCCGUUGUCUAGUUCUCCAGUACACAAGACAGAACUGGAAAAGAAGUUGUCAUCUGAGAGGCCAAGUUCAGAUGGGGAGGGUGCUGUGGAAAACGGCAUCACUACAGUGUGCAACGGAAAAGAACAAGUGAAGAGGAAAAAAAGUUCAAAAUCAGAAGCCAAGGGCACUGUGACAAAAGUAACAGGGAAAAAGAUAACGAAGAUCAUAGGUUUAGGAAAGAAAAAGCCAUCAACAGAUGAACAGACCUCAUCAGCUGAAGAAGAUGUUCCAACAUGUGGAUAUCUCAAUGUGCUCUCAAAUAACCGUUGGCGUGAGCGCUGGUGCCGAGUGAAAGAUAAUAAACUCAUUUUCCACAAGGACAGGACAGAUCUGAAGACGCACAUUGUUUCUAUCCCUCUCCGUGGCUGUGAAGUCAUUCCAGGACUGGAUUCAAAGCAUCCCCUGACCUUCCGGCUGCUUCGGAACGGGCAGGAGGUUGCUGUGCUUGAGGCAUCCUCCUCUGAAGACAUGGGCAGAUGGAUAGGGAUGUUGCUGGCAGAAACAGGAUCUUCAACAGACCCUGGAGCUCUGCACUAUGACUACAUCGACGUGGAAAUGACGGCAAGCGUCAUCCAGGCUGCAAAACAGACCUUCUGUUUUAUGAACAGGCGAGUUAUAUCCACAAAUCCAUACCGGGGAAGCACUGCCAAUGGCUACGCAUGUCCGAGUGGAAUGGCACUUCAUUAUGAUGAUGUUCCCUGCAUAAAUGGAUCGUUUAAAGGCAAGAAACCUCCUGCGACUGCUAACGGGAUCACGGGAAAAGUGAGAACAUUAAACAGCCAACCAAAGAAACCUGAGUCAGUGUCCUGUGUGAAGCGCACAGCGUCCAAUGCAGAACAGUACAAAUAUGGCAAAAAUCGUGUGGAGGCAGAUGCAAAGAGGUUACAGAGCAAAGAGGAGGAACUGCUAAAGAAGAAGGAAGCUCUCCGGAAUAGGCUGGCCCAGCUCCGAAAAGAAAGAAAAGAUCUACGUGCUGCCAUUGAAGUCAAUGCUGGCAGGAAGACCCAAGUAAUUCUUGAAGACAAGUUAAAGAAGCUGGAAGAGGAAUGUAAGGCAAAGGAGGCUGAGCGUGUAAACCUGGAGCUAGAACUCACUGAGGUGAAGGAGAGCCUUAAGAAAGCCUUGGCUGGUGGCAUCACACUGGGCUUGGCUAUUGAGCCCAAGUCAGGAACAUCAAGCCCACAGUCUCCAAUUUUCAAGCACCGAACUUUGGAAAACUCUCCAAUCUCCAGUUGUGAUACCAGUGAUACCGAGUGCUCAAUACCUGUGAACAGCGCAGCAGCUCUGAAGCGACCUCCUUCAUCAAAUAAUUCUCCAUGUCGAGGCCAUGUACUUCGAAAAGCAAAGACGGUGCAACCCAAGCUGUGCUCAGCCCAUUCGCAAGGAGCAGCAGCCAAAUCCUGCCAUCAGUUAUGAGUGAGCCCAGGCCUUAUAGAUGUGGCUAAACAAAGGGAGUCACACGAAUGGGAGAUGAAAAAUGGAACAUAAGUAUAGCAAAACCACUCAGUUUCCAUAAAGGCCUUACCUAUUAUGGACCAAGACAUAGGCUGCAAAAGACUCAUCCAAAAAGUGGUAUCAAGUGAUACGCCAAAAGAGGUUUUAUAAUUCUGUUAAGUUAAUGGUAGCUUGGCGCUAAUUUGCCUGUAUUCCCUCUACUGUAUUGCUGUGUAACUAUGUGUGCCCCUUUUUAUUACCUGUAACUCUUUAUUUCCAACUUCAUUGGUAACGAAAAUGAAAACCAAAAAGCAAACCAGCCAUAGUAAGUAAAAAGAGGCAUAUAGUUGCAAUUGAAAGUUUACUUUGCUGAAACAGUAUAGAGCAGCAAUGUUAAUUAUGUUACAUCAGAUGGCCUGAACAGCACUGAAGAUCAGUGUGUUCUUUAGAAUGAUGUGAAAUCAUUUCAGAUACGUGCUCUUGCAGGUAAUGUUGCCUCGGAGAGCUCUGCUUGCCACAGAAGUUGCUGAGCCAAGGCUUGCUCAUUAGCAGUCACACUGCUGUCCAUGUGGCAAAAGAAAACUGAAGAAAUGUGUUCACGGGGUCAUGACGUUCUUGAACUGAGAAGUCAGGAGCUCUUCAUUGCCACUGGCCUCAAUGGCAGUGAGAAACAGUGGAAUGACACAACUCAGCUGUGAAGAGUUCUCUGAUACUUUUUAAGACAGUUGCUUUUGUCAUUGGGAGAUAAAAAGCUGCCAUACUUUGAAAAAAAAUGCUUUUUAGUACGUUCUCUUUAUUCCGAAGCACCAGUCAUUUUCAAAGGUCAUGUUGUCAAGCAAUGAUUUGUUCCUGACUUUUUUAAAUGGCAAACAGGUAUUUUUAGAUAUUGCUUCUUUUCUAUACUUUUUGAAAAAGAAAAAUAAUUGAAAUUAAUCAACACAUAAUGGCAACUCAGAAUAGGUUAUGUGGUCAGUCUUUUUUUUUUUUUAAUAAUAUAGUAUUGUAAAACUUGAGUUAUAGAACACUGCUGUACUUAGUUUCCUUCGUCUUUUCAGACCUCAGCUAUUAUUUUUGAGGAAGAUGAGACUGAAAGGAUGAUAAUUUUAAGGCUCUUUUUAUAAACCUUUUUACAAGGAAUUGGGGAUUUUUCAGACAGGAGUCCAUUUCUGUUUACUAGGAAAUUGUGUCUUGCAUUUUAGUCUGUAAAAUUGUAGAUAUCUGUUCUUCUUUGUCUCUACGUCACUCCUGCAAAGUUAUGUGCAGUAAAAUGCCAGCUGAAGUCCUUCAAAAUCUCAAGAUUGGCUUAAAAAAAUCAGGAGGGAGAAAAAAAUAUAUAAUGAGUUGGGUUCUUUUAAUUUAUUCUCUGUGGUUUUUUUAAGCCUUUGGAGAGCUUUCAAUCACAUUCUCAAGAUUUUUUUCCUCAGCUGUGAGGAUUAGAAAAUUACUUUAAUUAAAAAAAUUAAAAAGUACUCAUAUUUUAAGAUUAUCAGAGAUAUUAGUGCUGGAAUCUUGAUAGUUACUUAAGACUUGCAAGUAAAAUCACAGAAGUUGGCAACACAGUAGUUACCAGUGAUCAAAUCCCGUUAUGGUCCAGUGGUCCCGGACGUUAUGGACACCAAAGGACUUCCUGAAGGAACUGUUAGGAUUGGCAAACCCAGAGCCCAUGCACAGAGCUAUCAGAAAGACCCAGCACUUAGCAGCUCCCCCAAAUCAGGUGUAUGCCAGGUGGUUUGAAAAGCGUGUCCAUAAUGGUGCACACAGAAGUGCUAAAUCCGUUUCCCAAAUGUGCCAGGCAUCACAUUGACCCUUAGCAGAGGAGAAAUGGGGUCCAAGAUUGGAAAAGGCUCUUUGCUUCCUGGGACUGUGCAAUUGUACAAAGUGCCACAGGAAUGCAAAUACUAUAGGGAAGCAAGUGUCAGUGUGGUUUUCAUCGAAAACAGGAUUUUUUUUUAUAUUAUUUUCAGUCAUCUGCUUACUUAUUACUGUAAGUGGAGGGCACAUUCUAUGCUGUAUGACUAUGGACUAAACAUCACCAAGUUCCCAUAAAUAUUAGCAGAAACAAAUUUGAAGCAAAAAUAAGUUCAUUUAGGCUUUUUAUUUCAAAUUAAGUUAUUUAUUUGUAUAUUUCAAUAAAUAUUUAAUUUAUAUCUGUACAUAUUUAUGAUGCAAAUUAGGCUUCUAGUAAACAUUUGCAAGGAUGUAACAGUUGCCAUUAAGAAGUGGUCCCGCAUCAAGUAAUGCAGAGUAAUCAAAAGCCAAAUUCCUUUGAGUCAGUCUUAUUUACCUAAUAUUAGUAUUGUAUCUUCCAUGCCCUUUCGCCCAACCUCCUGCAGAGGCUCCUUAAAGCCACUUCCCCACCCCGUACUGUGUAAUUGCAUGUCUCUAAUGGUAACAUUGCAAUUAGCCUUUAGUGACAUGUCUAUUCUUUGUAAUGGCCAAGGUUUUCAAAGGAGGAAACAAAUAAACAAAAACCCUCUAGAAAUAAUCUCUCAAUGGGCCACAUCCAGUGCUGUGAAAUAUGUUCCAUUUUUUUUAAUAGUACUGUUGCUGUGCAAUUUUUAUAAAAAGCAACAGAGCUUGUAUUUUCAAUGUUUUCAGGAUUUCAGGGUCACCAGGCAAAGUCAGUAAUAGAGCAGUAUGACUUUUUUAAAAUGAAAUUUAUUGUAUUUUAAAACAUUGCAUUUCUGUGUCUUUUGAGAAAAUGUUACACUUGUGCUUCCUCAACAAACUCCUGUUACUAUACCAGGUGCUUUUCUAUUUUUUUUAAUGGGUGAUGCUUUUUUAAAAAAGAGAUCAUAAUCUUAGGGGAUCAAAGUUUGUUUUUUUUUUUUUUUUUUUAAGAGAUGAUUGUGGCAAUUUGAGUUUUGAAAUGGAGAAUACUUAAUUUAGUAUCUUUUUUUUUUUUUUUCAUUUAAGACACUUUCAAACUAAUUGGCCCAGGCUGUAUGUUGUAAGAUAAUGUUCUCAUAUUAAGAAUGUAAUUAUUUGCUUAUUGUAUUUUUUAAAAAACAAAAUCAUAUUUAAAAAUUUCUGUGAAAAAAAAGCAUGAAAGAAACAUAAAAAAGUUUUUGUUUUAUUUUUGUUAUUGGAUAUGUUGGCAGUGCCCAUUACAGUUGACUGUAAAUAUAGUCUUUCUACUGUAUUUCUCAAUGUAUUUAAUAUUUUUGGCACACAUUCAUGGAAACUCUGUAAAAAAAAAAAAAAAAGUCCAAAACAGACCCACCUACAAAUGUGUGUCUUAGUAGCUUCAACUAACUUUAUGCCUUUCUAGUUUAUUCUUCAGGAAGUCUUGCAGAGUGUGAAAAAAGACUGGCACCUGGUAGGUGCGACAGAUACAAGACCAUUAUUAAUAAAGUUACCUGUCAUAAAUAAAAGAAGUAUUUGCA
Cygnus atratus (black swan) is the source of this 5913-nucleotide messenger RNA. It is a transcript of the gene AFAP1, whose product is annotated as actin filament associated protein 1. The record is from RefSeq and is a predicted model, not a curated record. The coding region runs from base 278 to 2509 and encodes 743 amino acids. Lineage: Eukaryota; Metazoa; Chordata; Aves; Anseriformes; Anatidae. Gene Ontology annotation, molecular function: SH2 domain binding; SH3 domain binding. The transcript has 20 exons. Gene Ontology annotation, cellular component: cytosol.